AGUGCAUCGGCAUUUUUCUUGCCUCUUGAGAGGGUAGUAAGGGCAUUGAAAUUUCUGCAGAAUGGAAGAGAUUCUUACUUAAGUAAAUGGGAAGCAGUUGCCAUACCUCGUGGUACGCUUCAGGUGACAUUUCUCCACAAAGGGUUUGAUGAGAUACGUCGGCUUGGUCUUCGAAGUGAAACAGAGCAGAUAGCACGGCAUGCAUCUAUACUAGGUGAAACUGGAAUGCUUGUGGUUGACUCUGUGGUACCAGGUGGUCCAGCUCAUAGCCACUUGGAGCCAGGUGAUGUUCUAGUCCGUGUGAAUGGGGAGGUAGUUACUCAAUUUCUAAAAUUAGAAACCCUACUUGAUGACAGUGUUGACCAGAAGAUUGAGUUACAGAUUGAAAGAGGUGGUGUACAACUGAACAUAAACUUAGCGGUUCAAGAUCUGCACUCAAUAACUCCUGAUUACUUUUUAGAAGUCAGUGGUGCGGUGAUACACCCUCUGUCCUACCAGCAGGCAAGAAAUUUCCGCUUCCAUUGUGGUCUUGUAUAUGUCUCAGAACCUGGAUAUAUGCUAUUUAGAGCCGGAGUUCCUCGACAUGCCAUCAUUAAGAAGUUUGCUGGUGAAGAGAUAUCAAAACUUGAAGAUCUGGUCUCUGUUUUAUCAAAGUUGUCUAGGGGUGCUCGAGUGCCUUUAGAAUAUAUAAGCUACACAGAUCGUCAUCGGAGGAAGUCGGUCUUGGUGACUGUUGAUCGCCAUGAAUGGUACUCCCCUCCCCAGAUAUAUACUCGUGAUGACAGUUCAGGUCUAUGGACGGCAAAACCUGCCUUUGAAUCUAAGCCGUUGCUGCUAUCGUCUGGUAUUAAUGGUGAGGCUACUCAUGUGAAACAUAUUCAUCAAGGCAAUAACCAAGAGUUGACUAAUGGAGUUGCUAGCAUGGAUACCAGUUUUGACAAUUCUUCUGCAGAGUCUGGUAUUGGAUCAAAGAAAUGGCGAAUAGAAGAGGAUUUAUCUUCUGAUGGUGUUGGUGCUGACUCUUCCUUACAUGAAACUGGGGAAGAUAAGCCAAGUGUCCCAAAUCCUAUUGUAAAUGCCAUUUUGAAAGACUAUCAGGGAGCAACGGUUGCAGCAGCCAAUGCUUCAGUUGCAGAACGUGUGAUAGAGCCUACUCUCGUGAUGUUUGAGGUUCAUGUGCCGCCUUCAUGCAUGCUUGAUGGAGUCCAUUCACAACAUUUUUUUGGGACUGGUGUCAUUAUAUACCAUUCUCAAAAUAUGGGAUUAGUAGCGGUUGACAGGAACACAGUUGCAAUAUCUGCAUCUGAUGUGAUGUUGUCCUUUGCUGCUUUUCCCAUUGAAAUUCCUGGAGAGGUAGUUUUUCUCCACCCUGUUCACAAUUAUGCUCUAGUUGCAUAUGACCCCGCAGCUUUGGGACCUGUUGGUGCCUCUACGGUUCGUGCUGCUGAGCUACUUCCCGAGCCUGCAUUGCGUCGUGGAGAUUCAGUGUAUCUGGUAGGAUUAAAUAGAAGCUUACAAGCAACAUCUAGAAAAUCAAUUGUGACCAAUCCAUGUGCUGCUCUUAAUAUUGGCUCAGCUGAUUGUCCACGGUACAGAGCAACAAAUAUGGAAGUCAUUGAGCUUGAUACUGAUUUUGGUAGUACAUUCUCUGGUGUACUUACAGAUGAGCAAGGAAGAGUUCAAGCUAUCUGGGGAAGCUUUUCAACAAAGUUGAAAUUUUGUCGCAAUUCAUCAGAAGUUCGUCUUGUUAGAGGUAUCCCAAUCUAUACGAUAAGCAAAGUUCUUGACAAAAUCAUUUCUGGUGCUGAUGGGACCCCCCUUCUCAUAAAUGGAGUCAAAAGGUCAAUGCCACUAGUUAGAGUCUUAGAGGUUGAACUUUAUCCUACAUUGCUUUCAAAGGCCCGGAGUUUUGGGUUGAGUGAUGAUUGGAUCCAAGCUCUUGUCAAGAAAGACCCAAUUAGGCGGCAGGUUUUACGUGUCAAAGGUUGUUUGGCUGGAUCAAAAGCUGAAAAUCUAUUAGAACAAGGUGACAUGGUAUUGGCAGUUAAUAAAGAGCCAGUUACUUGCUUCCGAGACAUAGAAAAUGUUUGUCAAGAAUUGGACAGUGGUGACAAUGAUAAGAAACUAAACUUGACCAUUUUUCGGCAUGGGUGUGAAAUGGAUCUUCUUGUUGGGACUGAUGUUAGAGAUGGGAAUGGGACAUCACGUGCAAUUAAUUGGUGUGGAUGUAUUGUUCAGGACCCUCAUCCAGCUGUUCGAGCCCUUGGUUUUCUUCCAGAAGAAGGUCAUGGUGUUUAUGUCGCAAGGUGGUGUCAUGGUAGUCCUGUUCACAGAUACGGAUUAUAUGCUCUUCAAUGGAUAGUUGAAGUCAAUGGAAAACCAACUCCUGAUAUAGACGCCUUUGUGAAUGUGACAAAGGAAUUGGAACAUGGGGAGUUUGUUCGUGUAAGGACAGUGCACCUGAAUGGCAAGCCUCAAGUUCUAACGUUGAAGCAGGAUUUGCACUACUGGCCUGCAUGGGAGCUGAGAUUUGACCCAGAGACUGCAAUCUGGCGUCGAAAUAUAAUCAAGGCUUUAGAUUGUAGUAUCAUAUGAAGAGAGCAUUUCAGUGGUGGAAGCAGUCAGCUCUAGAUGCCUGCUUAUGACACUGAAUUCGCCUCAGGUGAAGCAUGGCUUGACUCGGGCUGUCGGCUUCAGCCUGGGCAGAAAAUGGUUGUCUUGCACAUCUAUUUAUUGGGCGUAAAAAAUCUGGCAGCUAUUUUCAUAUUGUAUCAAAAAUACAAGGAUUGUGAGGUUCAUUUAUAUACUGUAAAAUUAUUUCAAUGUGAAUGGCUAUGUUUAAGUAGAUAAAAAUAAACAACAAAAAUCAGAUGCUUAUGUUACAAGUAUAAACCCUUACGUUAUUCACAAGGAGAAUGGUCUGUUUCAUUUCUCUUUUGUUCCUCCUUUUUUUUUUUCUGUAAAUAAAUUAUUUAAUAUAUG
Messenger RNA from Rubroshorea leprosula, 2982 nucleotides. The record is from the annotation of a GenBank genome assembly. NCBI's taxonomy places the organism in Eukaryota, Viridiplantae, Streptophyta, Magnoliopsida, Malvales, Dipterocarpaceae.